Ostrea edulis (European flat oyster) is the source of this 537-nucleotide messenger RNA. RefSeq lists its product as uncharacterized. NCBI's taxonomy places the organism in Eukaryota, Metazoa, Mollusca, Bivalvia, Ostreida, Ostreidae. The coding region runs from base 1 to 537 and encodes 178 amino acids. The record is from RefSeq and is a predicted model, not a curated record. The transcript has 5 exons. Gene Ontology annotation, cellular component: nucleus.
AUGGAAAUCACAAGCAGGAAGAAGAAUUGGUCGGAGGCGGAGAUCGCCAUACUUGUCGAUCAAGUGGAGGAGAAUAAAGAUGUACUGAAAGGGAAAUUUUCGACCUCCCUUUCAGCUGCAUAUAAGGCUGCUACAUGGGCACGCAUCACAAUUUUUGAUUUUGAAGAUUUUUUCCAAGUGCUUAACAAAAGUUUAAAUUUUUUAAAAUUGGUGUUUCAUUUAAAUAGCAUCAAUGCCGUAGGGGGGAGUGGCCGUACCUUAAAGGAGGUGAAGAAGAAAUGGCAGGAUGUGCAGUCCUCUACAAAGAAGAAAGAGGUGGAUAGACUGAAAAUCCAGCGUCAGACUGGUGGAGGCCCACCUCCAACUGAUAUUAAAGAGUGGGAAAGAAAGAUAGUUGGAAUAAUGUCUAAGAGUGUGUUGUGUGGAAUUCCUGGUGGGUGUGACAGUCUCGUGUCAGAGAUUGAACAUGUAAAGGAGAGUGAGGGGGCUAUAUGUCCAGUUGAUAGUGCUGCAGAGCAGCCUGCACAGAUGAAAUAA